UAACACAGAUAACAUCAAGAUUAAAUACAGAGAGAGCUCCAUUAAGACAACUGUUGUUAUCAGGAUAAUUUAAUUCGCGUUAUUAUGUGUUAGUUUUACUAAAUAAAGAUGAAUGUUUGCGCCGGUGGAGAAUCUCACUCUUUAAAGAUCUUUGUUGCGGACUGAAAGAGGCGGAGUCUAACCGGGGCAUAAUGAAGAUGGCCGCCUUCACUGAAAGGAUGGCACCUGUCUUGCUGCUCUGGCUGGCUGUGUCCCUCAGUGGGACGUUGGCUGUGGACAGGGGCAACUUCAAGACCUGUGACCAGAGUGCCUUCUGCAAGCGUCAGCGAGCACUGAAGCCUGGUGAGUCUCCCUAUCGAGCCCUGCUGGAGACCAUGGAGCUGACCAACACCAGACUCACCCUGCAGCUCAUCAAUGACAACAAUAAGGUGCAUCUGCUGCUUGAGCUCUACCGUCUCCAGGGAAACAUAACGAGGGUGAAGAUUAACGAGCUGAAGCCUCUGAAGCCUCGCUAUGAGGUCCCCGACGUGCUCAUCAGGGAGCCACCUACUGAGCCCCUGUCUCUCUUGUCUCAGGACGAGAACGGGGUGGUGCUGUCCCUGGGGGCGGAGUCACAGAGGGUCAUCGUGAGCGCCCGGCCCUUCCGAUUGGACAUUAUGGAAGGGCGAGAUGUGUUGAUGUCGCUGAACUCGCGUGGCCUGCUGGCCUUUGAGCACCUGAGGAUGCGCAAGGACACUUUCUCCUAUAAAGUAACUAGCACAGUGGCUAGCGUGUGGGAUAAUAUCAAGAGGGUAUUCUCUAGUCAGGCAGACCCAGAGGCUGAGAAGAAAGAGGACACUGAUCCGGCAAACCAGGCCGAGACAGCAAAAGAAGAGGAAGAGAAAGUAGAAGACGGGAUGUGGGAGGAAACAUUUAAAUCGCACUCAGACGGCAAACCUAAUGGUCCAUCUGCUAUUAGUUUAGACUUUUCGUUGCCGGGGGUUGAGCACGUCUACGGCAUCCCAGAACAUGCAGACACUCUCAGGCUGAAAACAACAGAUAGUGGAGAUCCAUAUCGGCUCUACAACCUGGAUGUGUUCCAGUACGAGCUGUAUAACCCGAUGGCCCUUUACGGUGCUGUCCCAGUCAUGUUGGCCCACAACGCCCACCGGACCACAGGCAUCUUCUGGCUCAAUGCCGCCGAGACCUGGGUGGAUAUCAGUUCCAACACAGCUGGAAAGACGGUGUUUGGGAAAAUGUUGGAUUAUGUGCAGGGCUCCAGUGAGACACCACAGACAGAUGUGCGUUGGAUCUCCGAAAGCGGCAUCAUCGAUGUCUUCAUCAUGCUUGGACCAACACCCAAAGACAUUUUCUCUCAGUAUGCCUCUCUUACAGGCACCCAGUCCUUCCCUCCCCUGUCUGCUCUGGCCUACCACCAGUGCCGCUGGAACUACAACGACCAGGAAGACGUGCAGACAGUGGAUGCGGGCUUCGACGAGCAUGACAUUCCCUACGAUUUUAUCUGGCUUGACAUUGAGCACACUGAUGGCAAACGCUACUUCACCUGGGAUCCACACAAGUUUGCAACACCAAAGGAAAUGCUGCAGGGUCUUGUGGACAAGAAACGCAAGAUGGUGGCCAUCGUGGACCCUCAUAUCAAAGUAGACAGCAACUACAAGAUCCAUAAUGAAAUCCGCUCUCGAGGAUACUAUAUCAAGAAUAAAGAUGGCGGAGACUAUGAGGGCUGGUGCUGGCCUGGUAGUGCUGGCUAUCCAGACUUUACCCGUGCAGACAUGAGGGCCUGGUGGGCCAGCAUGUUCGCCUACGAUCAGUAUGAGGGUUCCAUGGAGAACCUGUAUACAUGGAACGACAUGAAUGAGCCGUCGGUGUUCAACGGGCCAGAGGUCACCAUGCACAAGGAUGCAAUGCACGGAGCGUGGGAGCACCGUGACGUCCACAACCUGUAUGGCUUCUAUGUGCAAAUGGCCACGGCGGAGGGUCUGAUCCAGAGAUCAGGAGGAGUUGAGCGACCAUUUGUCCUGACCAGAGCCUUCUUUGCUGGCUCACAGCGCUACGGUGCUGUGUGGACAGGAGAUAAUGCUGCUGAGUGGGACCAUCUGAAGAUCUCUAUCCCCAUGUGUCUGAGUCUGGGUCUGGUUGGAAUCUCUUUCUGUGGUGCUGACGUCGGUGGUUUCUUCAAGUCUCCCAGUACUGAGCUGCUGGUGCGUUGGUACCAGACGGGGGCGUACCAGCCGUUCUUCAGGGCCCACGCCCACCUGGACACACCCCGCCGCGAGCCCUGGCUGUUCGGCCCAGAAAACACGGCGCUGAUCCGUGAAGUGGUCCGCCAGCGUUACACCCUCCUGCCUUACUGGUACCAGCAGUUCUACCACGCACACCAGACUGGACAGCCCGUCAUGAGACCACUGUGGGUGGAGUAUCCUCAAGAUCCUGCUACUUUUGCUCUGGAUGACGAGUUCUUGAUCGGGAGAGAUUUGUUGGUGCACCCAGUUACUGAGGAGGGAGCCAGGGGAGUCACCGCCUACCUGCCUGGCAAAGACGAGGUUUGGUUUGACGUCCACACUUUCCAAAAGCACAACGGAGCCCAGAACCUUUACAUUCCUGUCACCAUGAGCUCUAUCCCCGUAUUCCAGCGUGGCGGCUCCAUUAUUCCCAGGAAGCUUCGAGUUCGCAGGUCUUCCACCUGCAUGGAGCACGAUCCCUACACUUUAUAUGUGGCUCUCAACCCUCAGAGAACUGCGGAGGGGGAGCUCUACAUAGACGAUGGCCACACCUUCAACUAUGAAAAGAAGGAGUUCAUCCACAGGAGCCUGUCGUUUGCCAAAAACAUCCUUUCUUCUGCUAACUUGGCUCCAGAGGCCCAGUUUUCCACCCGCUCCUGGAUCGAACGCAUUGUCAUACUGGGAGCCAGUAAGCCCAGCAAGGUCACCCUUAAGACUGCUGGUGGACAAGAGAGCCAGCUGGAGUUUGAAUUUGAUGCCUCCAUGUCUGUGUUGACGCUCCGCAAGCCCGGCAUGAACGCAGGGGUAGACUGGACCGUGACGCUUCAGUAACCAUGGAGACGAGGAGAAAAUUACUGAACUGGACUGAACAGAAACAAGGCGCUGAUACCUACGACUAACCUAAAGCAAGACAACAGGACAGCCACAAUGGAAAAUAAAAGAACACACACAAUACAUUAAAACACAUACACACGCAUACAGACCUGUUAGUCGAUCUGAGCCACAUUAACGUCUCUGCCAUGUCCCUCUUGUGUUCAGUCACACUGUAAUACCUAACACAACGGAGUUACUACUAGAUAGAUAAUUAAGUUUGUCACAUUUUUCAGAUAGAUGACAGCUGAGCAACUCAAAUCAUGUCAUUGUAAUGAAUCAUUGGGGUUUAAAGAAAGAAAGAAAGGAGAGAAAAAAAAAAAAAAACUAUUCAGGCACUUUUUGUUUUUUGAAAUGUCCACCUGGUUGUCCAUCCAGUCUGCCUCAGAGGAAAGAUCACUGUGGGGUGAUUGUUUGCAAUUCAAAAUGAAGGUUCACAUUCAAGGCACAUGCUCCACCUGCUGGUGAUUCCCUGUAUCUGUCCCUGACUUGAUACUAAAAAAAAAUCAUUCCAUCCCUCUUUUGUAAGCCAAGCACUUGAAUCAGCUCAACCGUCUACUUGUGCCACGUUUCAUAUAUAUAUUUGGAGAGAGCUUGCCAUCAGUCCUCUGCGUGGCUCUACACAUUUCAUCCUGCAGUACUUAACAUUUGUUGAUGCCACAAAAUGGAAAGACAUCAUCUUUCUAAUCCAAUCCUGGCUAGUUCUUUAAUGUUCAGCCUCUCCCCGAGUUUGUCGGUGAUGAGUUUGUGUGCGUGGAAAUGAGUCAUUGCUUCACGGUGGAGGCGAUCAGGUCGUUCAACUGCUGCACAGAGGGGAUUUUCAGCCGUUCUUUUGAACAAACUUGUCAGUGGGGAAUCGCUGCAGGGGACUGAACCACUUUAUGUUUGUGGAUCAUCCUGUCGACGUGCUUUCUUUGUUUUAUGGAGUUGUUUUUUCCAGCGUUGUUUACUAGAUUAUUUUUUAAUGCACUUGAGGAAGAGAGAGAGAACUUAAAAAAAGUUGUUUAGAUUUUCAUGUGUUACUAGAUGUCGGGAUCGUCCAGGAUUUCCAGUGUGUCAUUUAGAUCUAAAAUAAAUCUAAUCAUUGAAAGGUGUUUCACUUGCAAAUAUCCACGUGCGCACUGAGAAGUCGUGAAUUUUCAAAUUAUUCUCUGGAGGCUCUGGAUUCGGUCCUGACUAGUCAAAUCAUCAGACCUUUUUAGGAGUUUUGUUGUUGAGUUUGUCUCCUUGAUUGUUUUUAUGAUCAUAAAUAUACGUGUUGCUACAGUUUUGUUGAUGAUGGCUUGAAUUGGUGGAAACAGAAGUGAAGGAACAGACUUCAGCUGUCAAUCAAAGUUGUCAGACGUAAUAAGAUGAGACCAAGUGAAAAUAAAGUUGACCAAAUGUAAAAGAA
This is a messenger RNA of Dicentrarchus labrax (European seabass), 4485 nucleotides long. RefSeq names its product glucosidase II alpha subunit b (gene ganabb). Gene Ontology annotation, biological process: N-glycan processing; carbohydrate metabolic process. NCBI's taxonomy places the organism in Eukaryota, Metazoa, Chordata, Actinopteri, Moronidae. Bases 192 to 3053 code for a protein of 953 amino acids. Gene Ontology annotation, molecular function: carbohydrate binding; glucan 1,3-alpha-glucosidase activity. The record is from RefSeq and is a predicted model, not a curated record. Gene Ontology annotation, cellular component: glucosidase II complex. The transcript has 25 exons.